UGACACUAGCGGUCGCGGCCUGUGGGGUGGAGUCAAGGCUGCGGUGCCUUCGGUCGCGCGCACACGUUGCAUCUCCUAGCUUCCUCCUGAACCCCGUGUUACGUUCGCGGCGGGGAAAACAGCCUGACGAGUAGACUGCAGCUCCUGGGAGAUGGCGGCGCUGUGCCUUACGGUGAACGCCGGAAACCCUCCACUGGAAGCUCUGCUGGCAGUGGAGCAUGUGAAAGGUGAUGUCAGCAUUUCUGUGGAAGAAGGGAAGGAGAAUCUUCUUCGGGUUUCUGAGAGUGUGGUGUUCACUGACACAAAUUCAAUCCUGCGCUACUUGGCUAGAGUUGCAGCUACAUCUGGGCUGUACGGUUCUAACCUGAUGGAGCACACGGAGAUUGAUCAUUGGUUGGAGUUCAGUGCUACAAAGUUGUCUUCGUGUGAUAUGGUGACUUCCGCAAUCAAGGAGCUUAACCAUUGCCUGUCUCUGAGAACGUACCUGGUUGGGAACUCUUUGACUUUAGCAGAUUUAUGUGUUUGGGCCACCCUAAAAGGAAAUGCUGCAUGUCAGGAGCACUUGAGACAGAAUAAAACCCUAGUCCACGUUAACCGCUGGUAUGGCUUUCUUGAAGCCCAGCAGGCCUUCCGUUCAGUUGGUACCAAGUGGGAUGCUUCAGCAAACAAAGCUACAGGGGCACCUGACAGAAAACAAGAUAUUGGGAAAUUCGUCGAGCUUCCGGGUGCAGAGAUGGGAAAGGUGACAGUCAGAUUCCCCCCAGAGGCUAGUGGUUACUUACACAUUGGGCAUGCAAAGGCUGCUCUUCUGAACCAGCACUACCAGGUUAACUUUAAAGGCAAACUGAUCAUGAGAUUUGAUGACACAAACCCAGAAAAGGAAAAGGAAGAUUUUGAGAAGGUCAUCUUGGAAGAUGUUGCAAUGCUGCACAUUAAACCAGAUCAGUUUACUUACACUUCAGAUCAUUUUGAAACUAUAAUGAAGUAUGCAGAGAAAUUAAUUGAAGAAGGGAAGGCUUAUGUGGAUGACACUCCUGCAGAUCAGAUGAAGGUGGAACGUGAGCAGAGGACAGAGUCCAGACACAGGAAGAACUCUGUUGAGAAGAAUCUACAAAUGUGGGAAGAAAUGAAAAGAGGAAGCCAGUUUGGUCAGUCCUGUUGCCUGCGAGCAAAAAUUGACAUGAGUAGUAACAAUGGGUGUAUGAGGGACCCAACCCUUUACCGCUGCAAAAUCCAGCCCCACCCAAGAACUGGGAAUAAAUACAAUGUUUACCCAACGUAUGACUUUGCCUGUCCUAUAGUGGACAGCAUUGAAGGUGUUACUCAUGCCUUGAGGACGACAGAGUACCACGACCGAGAUGAGCAGUUUUACUGGAUUAUUGACGCCUUAGGCAUAAGGAAACCAUAUAUCUGGGAAUACAGUCGCUUAAAUCUCAACAACACAGUGCUGUCCAAGAGAAAGCUUACGUGGUUUGUCAAUGAAGGACUGGUAGAUGGAUGGGAUGACCCUCGGUUUCCUACAGUUCGUGGAGUUCUGAGGAGAGGGAUGACAGUUGAGGGACUGAAGCAGUUCAUUGCUGCUCAGGGCUCCUCAAGGUCUGUUGUAAACAUGGAAUGGGACAAAAUCUGGGCGUUUAACAAAAAGCUGCGAGCUCUCUGUAAGAAGGUUAUUGACCCUGUGGCUCCAAGGUACGUUGCAUUGCUGAAGAAGGAGGUGAUCCCAGUGAACGUCCUGGACGCGCAGGAGGAGAUGAAGGAAGUAGCCAGACAUCCCAAGAAUCCUGAUGUUGGUUUGAAGCCUGUGUGGUAUAGUCCCAAGGUUUUCAUAGAAGGAGCUGAUGCAGAGACUUUCUCAGAGGGUGAGAUGGUCACAUUUAUAAACUGGGGCAAUAUCAACAUUACUAAAAUACACAAAAAUGCAGAUGGAAAAAUUACAUCUCUGGAUGCAAAAUUGAAUUUGGAAAACAAAGACUACAAGAAAACAACUAAGAUCACUUGGCUUGCAGAGAGCACACACGCUCUCCCUGUCCCAGCAGUCUGUGUCACUUAUGAGCACUUGAUUACAAAGCCAGUGCUAGGAAAAGACGAGGACUUCAAGCAGUACGUCAACAAAGACAGUAAGCAUGAAGAACUAAUGCUAGGAGAUCCCUGCCUUAAGGAUUUGAAGAAAGGAGACAUCAUACAAUUGCAGAGGCGUGGAUUCUUCAUAUGCGACCAGCCAUACGAACCUGUCAGCCCAUAUAGUUGCAAAGAAGCCCCCUGCAUCUUGAUAUAUAUACCCGAUGGGCACACCAAGGAGAUGCCAACAUCUGGAUCAAAGGAAAAGACUAAAGUGGAAAUCUCAAAAAAGGAGACCGGCUCUGCUCCUAAGGAGAGACCCGCAGCUGCUGUGAGUGCUCCCUGUGCUGCAGCUGAGGACUCCGCUGUCCUCUACAGCAGAGUGGCGGUUCAGGGCGAUGUGGUUCGCGAACUGAAAGCGAAGAAAGCACCAAAGGAGGAUAUCGACGCAGCUGUGAAACACCUUUUGACUUUGAAAGCUGAGUAUAAAGAGAAAACUGGGCAGGAGUAUAGACCUGGGAUCCCCCCUGCUGCAGCAGUGCACAGUGUUUCUACAAAGUCCCCAUCCAACACCGGGGAAUACACAUCUUUAUACAGUAAAGUUGCUGCCCAAGGGGAGCUGGUCCGGAAGCUGAAAGCUGAAAAGGCUCCUAAGGCUAAAAUAAAUGAAGCUGUAGAAUGCUUACUGUCCCUGAAAGCUGAGUAUAGAAAAACUGGGAAGGAGUAUGUACCUGGCCAACUCCCAGCAUCUCAGAACUCACAUUCAAGUCCUGUCAGCAAUGCCGAGCUUGUUGGAUCAGAGACACCGGAAGCCAAACUGCUGUUUGACAGAGUGGCUUGUCAAGGAGAAGUAGUUCGGAAACUUAAAGCUGAAAAGGCCUCUAAGGAUCAAGUGGAUUCAGCCGUACAAGAACUUCUUCAGCUGAAGGCACAGUACAAGUCACUGACAGGAAUUGAGUAUAAGCCUGUGUCUGCUACUGGGGCAGAAGACAAAGAUAAGAAGAAGAAAGAAAAAGAAAAUAAGUCUGAAAAGCAGAAUAAGCCUCAGAAACAAAAUGAUGGCCAAGGGAAAGACUCUAAUAAAAGCCAAGGCAGCGGGCUGUCGUCAGGUGGAGCAGGAGAAGGGCAAGGGCCCAAGAAACAGACCAGAUUGGGUCUUGAAGCAAAAAAAGAAGAAAAUCUUGCCGAAUGGUAUUCCCAAGUCAUCACGAAGUCAGAGAUGAUCGAAUACUACGAUGUGAGUGGCUGCUAUAUUCUCCGACCCUGGUCGUACUCCAUCUGGGAAUCCAUUAAGGACUUCUUUGACGCGGAGAUCAAGAAGCUCGGCGUUGAGAACUGCUACUUCCCCAUAUUCGUGUCCCAGGCCGCACUAGAGAAGGAGAAGAGCCACAUUGCUGACUUUGCUCCUGAGGUUGCUUGGGUGACAAGAUCUGGGAAAACAGAGCUGGCAGAGCCGAUUGCCAUCCGUCCUACUAGUGAAACAGUAAUGUAUCCUGCAUAUGCAAAAUGGGUGCAGUCCCACAGAGACCUGCCCAUCAGGCUCAACCAGUGGUGCAACGUGGUGCGCUGGGAGUUCAAACACCCACAGCCUUUCCUCCGCACUCGGGAGUUCCUAUGGCAGGAGGGGCACAGCGCCUUUGCCACCUUUGAGGAGGCAGCUGACGAGGUGUUACAGAUCCUCGAGUUAUAUGCUCGAGUGUAUGAGGAGCUCUUGGCAAUCCCUGUCGUGAGAGGAAGGAAGACUGAGAAGGAAAAGUUUGCAGGAGGAGACUAUACAACCACAAUAGAAGCCUUCAUAUCUGCCAGUGGACGAGCUAUCCAGGGAGCAACAUCACACCAUUUAGGCCAGAAUUUCUCCAAAAUGUGUGAAAUAGUUUUUGAAGAUCCCAAGACACCAGGAGAAAAGCAGUUUGCAUACCAGUGCUCCUGGGGCCUGACAACUCGCACUAUUGGUGUGAUGAUCAUGGUCCAUGGGGACAACAUGGGCUUAGUGUUACCACCCCGUGUAGCAUCUGUCCAGGUGGUAGUCAUUCCCUGUGGAAUCACGAAUGCCUUGUCUGAAGAAGACAGAGAGGCCCUGAUGGCAAAAUGCAAUGAGUACAGGAGACGGCUGCUUGGCGCUAACAUCCGAGCUCGAGUCGAUCUACGAGACAACUACUCACCAGGCUGGAAGUUCAACCACUGGGAACUCAAGGGUGUUCCAGUCAGACUUGAGGUGGGGCCACGUGAUAUGAAGAGCUGUCAGUUUGUAGCGGUCAGACGAGACACUGGAGAGAAGCUGACAAUUGCUGAAAAGGAGGCGGAGUCUAAACUGAAAGGGGUUUUGGAAGACAUCCAGCUUAACCUUUUCACAAGGGCUUCUGAAGACCUUAAAUCUCACAUGGUUGUAUCGGAUACACUGGAAGACUUUCAGAAGGUACUAGAUUCUGGGAAGGUUGCACAGAUUCCGUUCUGUGGGGAAAUUGACUGUGAGGACUGGAUCAAAAAGACAACGGCCAGGGAUCAGGAUGUGGAACCUGGUGCUCCAUCCAUGGGAGCCAAAAGCCUUUGCAUUCCUUUCAACCCUCUGUGUGAGCUGCAGCCAGGAGCCAUGUGUGUCUGUGGCAAGAAUCCUGCCAAGUUCUACACCUUGUUUGGUCGGAGUUACUGAUGGAUGAAACAGAAGCCUCUCCCGUCCUUUUUUUAAAACCAAUGAUACAAAGAUCUUCUCAGAUACAGUUUUUCUUUUUCGUUUUUUAAAACUUCUAAAAAGGUCACAAGAUAAACAGCUAUUCUUAUGCCCAAAUUAACAGUGGAAAAUACUUUUCUGUAAACAGCCAGGGUAAUAAAAACCAUGAACUAAUUGUA
This is a messenger RNA of Rattus rattus (black rat), 4905 nucleotides long. It is a transcript of the gene Eprs1, whose product is annotated as glutamyl-prolyl-tRNA synthetase 1. NCBI's taxonomy places the organism in Eukaryota, Metazoa, Chordata, Mammalia, Rodentia, Muridae. Gene Ontology annotation, molecular function: glutamate-tRNA ligase activity; proline-tRNA ligase activity; ATP binding. The record is from RefSeq and is a predicted model, not a curated record. Gene Ontology annotation, biological process: translation; prolyl-tRNA aminoacylation; glutamyl-tRNA aminoacylation. Gene Ontology annotation, cellular component: cytoplasm; aminoacyl-tRNA synthetase multienzyme complex.